AUGCCAAUCGGUGUCUGCUUCAUGAUUGCUGGACCGAUCGCUGCCAUUCGGGAUCCCGUCGGCGCCUUCAGUCAGCUGGGACUGUUUGCAGGCACAGUGACUCUUGGACUCCUUAUGCACAUCUCACUCAUGUUUCUGAUUUACACAAUUUUUACACGAGCCAAUCCCUUCCGUCUCCUGCCCUACUGCUUUCGUACCUGGAUCAUUUCCGUUACAACUCUCAGUCCAAUUAUCACCAUUCCAGAACUGUAUAAGGCUAGCGAUGCGUUAGGCAUCGAUCCCACUCUUUCGAGGUUUGUCGUGCCCCUAUCAGCAACCAUAAAGGGCGAUGGCUCUGCUGUCUUCAUCGCGGCGUCCUCUCUCUUCAUCGCACAGCUUACUCAGUCUCCUCUCACUGCAGGAACCGUUGUGAUUGUUUGCCUCCUAAGCGCCUCAGCUGUUCUGGCAAUCCCAAACAUUCCAAGCGCGAGUAUCGUCAUUUUGGUUACGAUUCUCUCCUCGCUCGGAAUCCCCGUAAACCACGUGGGACUUCUGUUUGCACUAGAAUGGCUACUGGAUCGACUUCGAUCUACCAAUCUGGCAGUCUUACAUAUGUACUGUGUCGCGUUUACACAAUAUGUCUGCAAAGGGAGGCCAAAACCCCUAAAGAAGGAAACAGAUAUUCUUCAGAGCUCCUCAGACACUAUGUCAAAGCUUGGAGAGGACAAGGCGGCGAGCUUAAUGAGUGAUUGUUUCAAGGGCGACGUUAACCCGCCCGUCUGA
Messenger RNA from Dibothriocephalus latus, 762 nucleotides. The record is from the annotation of a GenBank genome assembly. Lineage: Eukaryota; Metazoa; Platyhelminthes; Cestoda; Diphyllobothriidea; Diphyllobothriidae.